Sphaerodactylus townsendi is the source of this 2314-nucleotide messenger RNA. RefSeq names its product ADP ribosylation factor GTPase activating protein 3 (gene ARFGAP3). Bases 141 to 1724 code for a protein of 527 amino acids. The transcript has 17 exons. Lineage: Eukaryota; Metazoa; Chordata; Lepidosauria; Squamata; Sphaerodactylidae. The record is from RefSeq and is a predicted model, not a curated record. Gene Ontology annotation, biological process: COPI coating of Golgi vesicle. Gene Ontology annotation, molecular function: GTPase activator activity.
UGCCACCAUGUCCGCCCACCUGCGGGGCCCCGCCCCUGUGUCAUCAGUGUGGAGUUGGGCUUCCCGUCAGCCGACAGGAUCACAGGCGCGGCGCUAGCUGAGCGGCUAGCAGACGACGGAGGAGGGAGAGGAGAAAGAGGAUGUGCGAGCCUAGCAAGCAGGACAUCGGCGCCAUUUUCAAGCGGCUUCGUGCCGUGCCGACCAACAAGGCCUGCUUUGACUGUGGAGUAAAAAACCCAAGCUGGGCAAGCAUAACAUAUGGUGUUUUCCUGUGCAUUGAUUGCUCAGGGACCCAUAGAUCUCUUGGUGUCCACCUGAGUUUUAUUAGGUCUACAGAAUUGGAUUCUAACUGGUCUUGGUUUCAGCUAAGGUGUAUGCAAGUUGGAGGAAAUGCUAGUGCUUCUGCGUUUUUCCAUCAGCAUGGCUGCACAACAAACGACGCCAAUGCCAAGUACAGCAGUCGGGCUGCUCAACUUUACAGGGAAAAGAUUAAAUCUCUUGCAACGCAAGCAACGCGGAAACAUGGUACAGAUUUGUGGCUAAACAGCUGUGGAGCUCCUCUAUCACCUCAAGAAAAAGAAGAUGACUUCUUUGCCUCACAUGCCGCUUCUGAGGCUAUUAGUACUCAGUGGAUAUCAUCCCAACCAGAGACAAUGAAUCUAAAUCAAUGUUCUUCAGAAAUCAAACAAGAAGAACAUGAACAUGGACCAAGCGUUGAUUGUCUUAGCAUGUCUCCGCAAGCUUCAUUAGCCAACUUGGAGAACAUAAAUACUUCAAGCAUCACACCUAUCAAAGAGAUUGGCUCCAUGAUAAAGAAGAAACCAAAUCAAAUGAAAAAGGGGUCUGGGGCCAAGAAAGGUGGUUUGAGGGCCCAGAAAAUGAGCAGCAAGAGUUUUAAUGAGCUUGAAAAGCAAGCACAAGCCGUGGAUAAAAUGAAAGAGCAGGAAGAUGCACACGUCGGCAGAAGUGAGAGAGAAGAGCCACUUGUGUCAUCUUUACGACUGGCCUACAAAGACCUUGAAAUUCAGCUGAAGGAAGACCAAUUGAAUUUGCCUGCUAAAAAGAAAACAGAAGCAGAAAGACUCGGCAUGGGAUUUAGCAGCAAUCGAAGUGGCAUAUCCCAUUCGGUAACCUCAGAUAUGCAGAUCAUAGAACAAGAAACACCUGCAGUUGCAAAACCAAGGAAAAAGUACGACGAUGAGGACUCUUAUUUUUCUUUGCCCAGUUCAAGAUAUUUUGACUCGGCAGACCUCAGGAGCAGCCCUUUCUCCAAAUGGGAUGACAACUCUGAUUCUUACUGGAAGAAAGAAAGCAGCAACAGAUAUGUGGACACCACUCGGUCUUUGAAAACUGUGGAUUAUUCAGACAGGCCUGCCUCUCGCCGUAAACCUGAGUACGAACCUUCUGCAAACACUGAUGAGGCUCAGAAGAAAUUUGGAAAUGUUAAAGCUAUUUCUUCAGAUAUGUAUUUUGGAAAGCAAGACCAUACUGAAUAUGAAGCUAGAGCUCGGUUAGAGAGACUUUCUGGAAGCUCUGCCAUAAGCUCUGCGGACCUGUUCGAAGAGCAGAAGAAACAGCCGUCAGGAAGUUACACCAUUUCAAAUGUCCUGCAGUCUGCUCCAGAUAUGGCUCAGUUUAAACAAGGAGUGAAAUCAGUCGCUGGAAAACUUUCUGUCUUGGCCAAUGGAGUCAUGACUUCUAUUCAGGACCGGUAUGGAUCGUAAUGUUUGCAUUCCAAUAAACCUCGAACACAGAAGAAGGCUUUCUUAUGGUUAAUAUAUGUCUGCUGGUGAUCAUCCCGCAGAUCGUAAAAUUAAGGCUGCCUUAACAUUUGUAGAAUAUGUUAUUCUGGUUGAUUUGGCACCAAUAGUUUUACUGCAUGUCCUUCUAGUUCCUAUAACACUUUACUUUAAUGUAGUAAUUCGUUGUUACUCCUCCUUUCUAAAAUUGCCCAUGUGCUUAUUCUGUUAUGAAUUAUGUCUUUGUCUCUCCCCCUCCCCGCCCUCUUGUGGGCAUGAGGCAAGGAUAUGAUGUAUGCUGUUAGAUCUUACACAGAGUAGGCAUAGACACUAGCAAUAAAUACUUGUUCAUAAGCUUUAGUUUCCUCAUAGAAGAAAGGAGCUGAUAACAAGUCUUCAUAGUGGAGAUCUCAAAUUGAUAGUCCUGCUUCCAUAAUUGGGAGUCUCCUUUGGGGUUGUGUUCUCCUACUUUUGAUGGGUAGGUUCAAGAGAUCCUGCAGAUAAUGGCAUGCAGAAUCUUCCUUUACCUAAUUAUUGAAUUGCCAGGCUAAGAGGAAAUCCUGCAGAAAUAAUUC